CUUCACCGUUAAUUAGGCGUAUACCACCUGCUAAUACAGUUAAUGACCCAAACUUCAAACCCAUAUACAAUAGCUCCCGAUUAGCAGUUGCGCUUUUCGAUGGACAUCAAAACAAUGUUCGUGGAUCCGUUACCUUCUCUGGAUUAACCAAUGCGGACAAUACUCAAGUGAGCGUAUCAAUCGAAUCCGGACUGACUAAUACGACUGGGUCUUAUCUUUAUCACAUUCAUUUGAAACCUGUUCCGCAAGAUGGAGAUUGUGAUGCUACUCUGGGUCAUUUAUCACCCAAUGGCAUACCUGAAAGCUUUCCAUGUGCUUCUGCCAAUCCGGCCGCUUGCCAAGAAGGCGAUCUGAGCGGCAAACACGGACCAGCUCCGGGAGUUUCAAGCGGUACAUUCUCUCAACAAUAUUACGACGAAUUUUUAAAAUGGGACGAAAGUGAUUCAACUAUUCGGGGCCGUUCGGUGGUCUUUCAUUUUCCCAAUAGUAAGUAA
Ambispora leptoticha is the source of this 494-nucleotide messenger RNA. The record is from the annotation of a GenBank genome assembly. NCBI's taxonomy places the organism in Eukaryota, Fungi, Glomeromycota, Glomeromycetes, Archaeosporales, Ambisporaceae.